Molecule: messenger RNA, 1394 nt
Organism: Zingiber officinale
Lineage: Eukaryota; Viridiplantae; Streptophyta; Magnoliopsida; Zingiberales; Zingiberaceae
Product: protein RETARDED ROOT GROWTH-LIKE-like
Exons: 7
Coding region: 56-1216 (386 amino acids)
Source: RefSeq, a predicted model, not a curated record
UAAAUCUUUGUGCCCUGCUAGCAGUAGCACCGGUGGUUUGUGAAGACGCGCCGCCAUGGCGAUGUUGGAGUUAUGCGCCCGCGCAAGGCAUCUCAAGUCUCUACUCUCUUCGUCCUCGUCUCUUGCUCUUCUCCGUCCACACUAUGCCCUCCGCCAUGGUUCCUCCGAAGCCCUCGUUCAUCCCUGCCGUAGCCUCUCCUCCGUAUCCUCCCUCUUUCGUAUCAGUCGACGCCCCCUGCUCCUCCUCUCCCCUUUCAAUCCCCACUUUUCUUCCGCCCCUUCCGACCCCGCGGUUGACUUCCAGGAGGAUCAGAAGCCACUUGCGCCUUGCCCCGCCCAUAAAGAGCAGGAGGGCUACAUCUCGGAGAAGCAAAGCCGGUUCAUCCCUGUCAAGACUUAUUUCCUUUGCACUAGUAUUGAUUUGAGGGGCUUGCAGGCUCAGAACGCGGCCAAUGUCGUCAUGCCUUCUACCUCUCGCGCCUCGAAAUGCAUUGUUCUCCGAUACUAUGAUGUUGGAGACGAUGCUGAAGUCAUGAAGAUGGAUUUUGCAAGUGAAAGCCCUUGUCAUUAUAUGCUGGUGUUCUAUUAUGGUUCUGUCGUCUUAUUCAAUGUUUCUGACCAUGAAGCUGAUAGCUAUCUCAAGAUUGUUAAAAAACAUGCUUCAGGCUUACUUCCAGAAAUGAGAAAGGACGAUUUUGCAAUAGUCGAGAAACCAACUCUAGACACUUGGAUGCAAGGAGGACUUGAUUUUAUAGUGUUGAAGACUUUUAACCUGGAUGGCAUCCGGAUUAUAGGAAGUGUUCUUAGUCAAAGCAUUGCUUUAGAUUACUACAUCCGUCAAGUUGAUGGAAUGGUGGCAGAGUUUGCAGAAAUCAACCGUAGCAUGGAGAUGAUUGGAACUUGUACAAUGAAAAGAAAUCAACUUUUUCAGUUAGUGUGGAAAUCAAAUUCUAAUCUGACUGCUGUCAUUCUUAAACUAGGGAUUUUUGAAGGUUCAGAUAUUGCUUGGAAGAAUGCCAAUUAUGCACAGGUAUGGGAGUAUCUUCGGGAUGAAUAUGAGCUAACACAGAGAUUUGGAAAUCUUGAUUUUAAGCUAAAAUAUAUAGGGAAUAAUAUUCACUUUCUUCAGGAGAUGCUUCAGAAUCGGACAUCUGUUGGGUUGGAGUGGAUAAUCAUUUGUUUGAUCGCUUUGGAAAUUCUCAUUGCGCUUCUAUAAAACUAACAAUUUCACAUCCUGAGUAAGGCCUGAAGAAUAGUCGAUAAGGAUCUAUUUGAUUAUAGGAAAAUAAAAAUACACAUUGUACAGUUUUCCGGCAUAAAAUGAAAUGUACCUUAAAUAGUGCUAAUGGACAUUUUUUAUUUUACAAGAUCAAUGUAUCAUUCUAUUAUCUUUA